GAAAGAAAUUAACAAAUGUAGAAACAUUGAUUGUCUUGGGCAUACCAACACUGGUGGGCUGUAUGACCCAGCACUUGGUACAUGUGAAUUGUUUGAAAUGUGCUAUACAUGCGGGCUGUCAUGUCAGAACUGUCCAGGACAUAUGGGACACAUAGAACUGGCUCUUCCAUUGUUCAACACUGUCGUGUUUCCUACAUUAUAUCAUCUUCUGAAGGCAGUAUGUUUUAAUUGCCACAGAUUGAGUGUAGGACAGAGUGCAGCUGAAUUAUUACUAGCACAAUGUAAACUUUUAGAUGAAGGCCUUGUUGCAGAGGCUAAAGAACUACAGGGUUUAUUUGCUGAAGUUGACAAAGCAUCGGAGAAACAAGACAAGAUAACAGAGAUCAAAGCAUUUACAGAAAAUGCCUUUAAUGAUAGAAGGAACGGUACAAUUAAAGAAUCUGGAAUAAAAAAUGUAGAAGCUGUGAAACAAGAAAUCUCGAAAAGUUUCAUGAAAACUCAUGUGAAACACAGUAAUAAAUGUGUUUAUUGCUCCACACGGAUGCCGAAACUUCGAAUGGAGUACAAUGCGAAGAUAUUUGUGGUUGGCGAAAGUAUUGGUAGUAAAAAAAAUACCAAGAAUGUUGUUAGUGAUGAUGAAGAUGAGGAUGAUGAAGAUGAUGAUGAUUCGGGAGGUCAGCCCAAAAAGAAGAAACAGAAAUUGCAAACAGUGAAGGAAAUUGGUAGCAAGGCUGUUGAUGUUACACUUCUUACACCGAUUAAUAUUAGAGAAAAUUUAAGAAAGGUGUGGAAGUUAGAAAGUGAGUUGUUAAAACAAAUGUACCCAUCAUUGAUGUCCACAGAUAUGGAAUAUCCAACAGAUAUGUUCUUUGUAGAAGUUGUUGCAGUCCCGCCAACAAAGUUCAGACCAAUUUCCAUGAGAUAUGGGAAGAAGUUUGAGCAUUCCCAGACCUCAAAUUUACUACGUGUAUUGAAGUGUAACUACAUUGUGAGAGAGAUACUAUGGGAGAUGGAGAAAGCCUCUGCCAACACACAGCUUGAAGAACAGGGCAAAUACUCCAGAGACGUUAGUCAGAUUCCAGGAAAAACUUUGGUCGAUAAACUUAGUAAUGCAUUAGCGAAGUUGCAAGCAUACGCUAAUGCAGUUAUUGACAGUGAUCUUGACAAAGUCUCGGAUGAUGUCAAUCCAGGAAUUAAACAGGUGAUUGAGAAAAAGGAAGGUAUAUUCAGGAAAAAUAUGAUGGGAAAACGUGUCAAUUUUGCAGCAAGAUCGGUUAUCUCCCCUGAUCCAAACAUCAACACCUGUGAGAUUGGUAUACCGGAAGUGUUUGCGAAGGUUUUAUCCUAUCCCCAACCUGUCACACCGUGGAAUGUACAUGAACUGAGGCAGGCAGUCAUAAAUGGACCAGAUAUACACCCAGGGGCUACUCAUGUUGUAGAUGAGAAUGGACAUAAAACACGACUGGAUAGUAGAUACCCUGGUAAACGAGAGGCCAUAGCCAAACAGCUGCUCACUCCUACCAUGGUUACAGAAAAAAAUCCAAAUGGAGUGAAAAAGGUUUUUAGGCAUUUAAAGAAUGGGGAUGUGUUGUUGAUCAACAGACAGCCUACCCUACAUAGACCGAGUAUACAGGCACACAAGGCAAGAGUAUUAAAGGGAGAGAAGACAUUACGCUUGCACUAUGCUAACUGUAAAGCGUACAAUGCUGACUUUGACGGCGAUGAAAUGAAUGCUCAUUUCCCACAGAAUGAAAUAGCUAGAUCAGAGGCCUACAUUUUAGCGAUCACAGAUUGGCAGUACCUUGUACCAAAAGAUGGCACACCUUUAGCUGGUCUGAUACAGGAUCACAUGGUGUCCGGUGUCUCACUCACUGUCAGAGGACGAUUCUUUACAAAAGCAGAUUAUUGUAGACUGGUUUAUGGUGCUCUUGUAGACAAAAGUGGACCAAUCAAAAUGCUUCCACCCUCAAUCAUUAAACCAGUCAGAUUGUGGUCGGGAAAACAGGUUUUAUCUACAGUAGUUCUCAACGUGAUACCGCAUGGUCAGCCUGCUUUGUCUUUGGAUGGAAAAGCUAAAGUUCCUGAAAAGAGUUGGGUCAAGGUUCAGAAAGGUAGUUUUGGUGAUGCACUGAAAUACAUGACAGAAAGUGAAGAUGUUAUUAUCAGACAAGGGGAACUACUGUGCGGGGUACUUGAUAAAGGGCAUUAUGGUCCAUCAAACUUUGGAUUGAUCCACUGCUGUUAUGAGUUAUAUGGUGGUGCUAUAGCUGGACUUAUGUUGACAUGUUUUGGACGACUUUUUAUGAACUUUCUUCAGUGGCGAGGAUUUACACUGGGUGUCGAGGAUAUUUUAGUAACAAAACAGGGCGAUAAAAGGAGGAAAAAGCUUAUAAAGAAGUCCCCGACCUGUGGUGAAAUGUCAGCUAAGAAGGCACUGGAGCUUGAGCCGACAUGUGACAAGGAAGAACUACUGAGUGCUCUGAAGAAUGCCCAUUUCAGUAAAGAUGAGAGACGGAUGAGAGAACUGGACAUGAACAUGCGUAACCAGACCAAUACCAUACAGAAUGAUAUUGUCAACGCUUGUAUGCCAAAUGGUUUAGAAAAGUUGUUUCCUGACAACAACCUGCAGCUUAUGGUGCAAUCUGGUGCUAAAGGAUCUAUGGUGAACUGCAUGCAGAUCUCAUGUUUGCUAGGUCAGAUUGAGUUGGAAGGUAAACGUCCACCUCUGAUGCUGAGUGGUAAAACCCUUCCGUCAUUCCUAUCAUAUGAUGUUACACCUCGAGCGGGGGGAUUUGUGACGGGAAGAUUUUUAACGGGUAUACGACAGCAGGAGUAUUUCUUCCAUUGCAUGGCUGGGAGAGAGGGCCUUGUAGACACCGCAGUGAAGACGAGUCGUAGUGGUUAUCUACAGAGAUGUCUAAUCAAACAUCUAGAGGGUAUCAAAGUGAACUAUGACCUUACAGUGAGAGACUGUGACAGCAGUGUUAUACAGUUUAAGUAUGGAGAAGACAGUCUGGAUAUCUCAAAGGUGGGCUUCCUGAUCCCGAAACAGUUCCCUUUCUUAUUGUCUAACAAACAUAUCCUGGAAAACAAACAACAGAAAGUGCCAUUUGAUGAGUCGGAGGAAAAGAGAAUUUCUAAAUUAGAGAAGAAAAUUCAAAAAUGGCAGAAAAAGAAUAACAGAGAUGGUAGACAACUGGUGAGAAGAUCAGGAUUUCUGCAGUUCUGUCAGGAUGUAGGAGAUGACCUUGACAUAACUGAGGACUGUGACACUGCACCUGGAAGGUCAGAUAAAGACUGGCAGCUGUGUACAUUGUGGAAAACCAUAAGCGAAAAACAAAAGAAAAAGUAUGAAAAGAAGUGUGUAAAAUGUCCUGACCCAGUUCUGUCCAAGUUUUUACCCUAUAGUCCGAAUGUAUUGCCAGAAAGACUUGGUGAUAUCAUCAGGAACUAUGCAAAGAAGAACACUGAUGAGGAACAGUUCAGUCAGUUGAUGAAUAUGAAAGUACAACAGUCAGUCAUAGAACCAGGAGAAGCUGUGGGCCUGUUAUGUGCUCAGUCUAUUGGUGAACCUUCCACACAGAUGACUUUGAAUACAUUUCACUUUGCUGGUCGAGGUGAAAUGAACGUGACCCUCGGUAUCCCCCGGUUACGAGAAAUUCUUAUGGUUGGAAGCAAGAACAUAAAGACCCCGGCAUUAGAUAUACCUGUUCUACCAGGUGAUGAUAUUAGAGAGAAAGUUAAACAACUGCAGAGGAGACUAACAAAGGUUAAUCUGAAUGAGGUAAUCCAAAAUAUACAAGUGUGUGAAUGGUUGGCUAUUAAAGGCAAAAUAAGAGCCCAGCGUAGUAGAGUGUUUAGAAUACGAAUGAACUUUCUGCCACGAGAAUGUUACAAGGAAAGAUUUGUUGUUGGACCGAACACGAUCUUGAAGUUUGUAGAGAAGACAUAUAUCAAGAAAAUUGUACAGCUUGUCAGAGCGAAGAUAAAUGCCCAGAAUAAAUUGCUAUCAUCAGGAACUCAGAAACGAAGACUUCAACCUCGUUCUACAGAAGAUUCAGAAUUCUCUAAUGUUGGAGCGAACAUGGAUGAUGAUGAAGAGGAAGCUAUGGAUGCUGACGAUGGUGAUGAAACAGCAAACAAUCAAAAGCAUAAGAAAAUGGAGGAGCAUGAAUACGACGAUGAAGAUGAGAAUUCUAGAGAUUCCUUUGAUAAAGAAGAUGAAGAAGAAGAUGUAGAUAUGGAAGAUGAAGUUCCAGAAACAGAAGAUAUAAAUGAAGAACUGAUUGCGGAGUAUGAAGUGAAAGAUAAAGACCAUCCAGAAGCUAGAAUAAAUGCUGUCCUACAACUUGGAGCAGAAGUUGAACAUUACAGAUAUGAUAUAAAGAAAAAACUGUGGUGUGAGGUCACGAUCAGUUUUCCGUUACAAGACAGUAAGAUUGACUUGCUGGCGUUGUUAGAGUCGGACAUAAAGAAGCAUGUAGUGUAUGAAGUACCGGGAAUAUCACGCUGUAUUCUUGGUGAACAAGAUGGUCCGUAUGGCAAAGAAAUGCAUCUAAAAACUGAAGGAAUUAACAUGCUUGAGCUCUUCAGGAAUGCAGAUAUUCUGGAUAUUAACCGUUUGUAUUGUAACAGUAUACAUGACAUGGCAAUGAUGUAUGGUAUAGAGGCAGCCAGUAGAGUUGUUAUCAAGGAGGUACAAGCAGUGUUUGCAGCUUACGGUAUCAACGUGGAUUACAGACAUUUAUCCCUGUUAGCUGAUUAUAUGACAUUUGAAGGAUCAUAUAAACCUUUCAAUCGUGUUGCCAUGGAAACCAAUCCAUCGCCUUUACAGAAAAUGAGCUUCGAACAGACAAUGAAGUUUUUAGUGGAUUCUAGCGUAAAAUGUCGAACGGACAGUUUGAAAUCACCGUCUGCCCAAAUUGUGCUAGGAAAGAAUGUUUCUUGUGGAACAGGCUGUUUAGAUUUAUUUACACCACUCACUUUUUGAAAUGUGAAUCAUUGUCACCAGCCCGCCUUGGUAACCAUGGUAACCAUUUGUGUUCAAGAAUAAAUUUGAAAUAUA
Molecule: messenger RNA, 5065 nt
Organism: Mercenaria mercenaria
Lineage: Eukaryota; Metazoa; Mollusca; Bivalvia; Venerida; Veneridae
Product: DNA-directed RNA polymerase I subunit RPA1-like
Exons: 34
Coding region: 98-4990 (1630 amino acids)
Biological process (GO): DNA-templated transcription
Cellular component (GO): RNA polymerase I complex
Molecular function (GO): DNA-directed RNA polymerase activity; DNA binding
Source: RefSeq, a predicted model, not a curated record